AUGAGCGAAGAAAUGGGUCACAAUGAGGCGUUUACUCGUGUUUUUCAUGGUCUUCUGGACGCUCUUGGUGGGGACUCUGUACCGAAAGUGCCGGCCGCGUCUGGUGGUCUCGCCUUUAGUGGUCGUGCCAUUCCUGGCUGGGAACAUUUCGCUCGGUUUAUGCACGCUAUGCAUUGA
Coniophora puteana RWD-64-598 SS2 is the source of this 177-nucleotide messenger RNA. RefSeq lists its product as uncharacterized. The coding region runs from base 1 to 177 and encodes 58 amino acids. The record is from RefSeq and is a predicted model, not a curated record. The transcript has 2 exons. Lineage: Eukaryota; Fungi; Basidiomycota; Agaricomycetes; Boletales; Coniophoraceae.